Theobroma umbraticum is the source of this 1134-nucleotide messenger RNA. Its product is annotated as F-box and associated interaction domains-containing protein. Gene Ontology annotation, molecular function: protein binding. Lineage: Eukaryota; Viridiplantae; Streptophyta; Magnoliopsida; Malvales; Malvaceae. The record is from RefSeq and is a predicted model, not a curated record.
AUGGGGUCAGUAUGUGAGCCAGAAUUUGCUCAUGAUCUUCUGCUGAAGAUUCUACUAAAACUUCCCGUCAAAUCUUUAACGCGGUUCAAGUGCGUCUGCAAGCAUUGGAACUUUUUAACUUCGGAUCCAGAAUUCAUCCGAAGAUAUUUAAAAACCAUGGCAGCCCUCGAAAGCCACCAUGAUUUUCUUCUUUAUGAUUUCGUCCGAGGACCUUUUUAUAUAAGAAUAUUAAGGGAGAGACAUGGCAAUGAUGCACAACAAGUGAUCCAAGCUACCAAUCUGAAGAUUCCCUAUUGCGAUCUGACUCUUUCGAUGAAUCCGACCAAGUUUUUCGUUGUUAUAGGUUACUGCGAUGGCCUGUUUUGUGUAGGUAUACAAAGUGUCAAAUCUAGGUUGCAGACACUGAUACUAUGGAAUCCGUCUCUUCAGGAUCUGAAGCAAAUUCCAGUUCCGAUAUCUUGGAGGAGGGAAUCAUGGAGAGUGUUGGGAUUUGGUCGUGAUUUCUCUACGGAUGAGUACAAAAUCUUACUAGUGUCUAAUAAGUAUGGGGUUUCUGAGUUUUCGGAUGUUGAACUCUUGAGUAUUAAAAAUAACUCAAUCAUAAAGGCUCAGAAGGAUCUACCUUACUUUGCCAAAUCUAAGCAAAAAUCAACCCUCGCCAAUGGCUGCCUCUAUUGGUUUGCCUGCAAACCCUUACGUUCUGGGAUCUACCAUGAUUUGAUUUUACGUUUUCAUUUAGCGAAAGAGCAGGUGAGAGAGGUCUUACCUCCUCCAUGCAGAGUGGACGGUUGUAGCCUAAGCCUUUUUCGUGGCUGUCUUUGCGUGCUGAGGCACGAUAAAAUUACUGGCGACACUGAUCUCUGGGUCAGGAAAAAGCAGCAUGGGAUGCAUAAAUCUUGGAUGAAACUGAUUAUCUUUCCAGAAACACCAAAUUAUGGCAGAAUUUGGCGACCCUUUCCAAUAUGUUAUAUCGGGAACAAGGUUUUGGUAAGCUCAGAUAAUAAAAAAUUUUUCUUGUUCAAUCCCAAAGAUGAAUCAUAUGAGAAGCUAGUCGUCCAUGGCAUCACAUAUUGGGCUAAGGUAUUUCCAUACGUGGAUAGCUUAAUUUCACCAUGUGGUAUAACGAAAGCUUGA